This is a messenger RNA of Leptinotarsa decemlineata (Colorado potato beetle), 2900 nucleotides long. RefSeq lists its product as uncharacterized. Lineage: Eukaryota; Metazoa; Arthropoda; Insecta; Coleoptera; Chrysomelidae. The record is from RefSeq and is a predicted model, not a curated record.
AGUGGCAACAUUGGGUUUAUGUCAAACGAAGUUGCGGAUUUUGUUGUUAGAUUUUAAACGCAGGUGACCGUUGGGGUUUUGAAAAUAGUGAUGAAUUCCUAUUACAGCAGCGACGAAGAAGUCGCUUGGGGUCCCAUAACACUGCGAGAAAUUAAAGGCGACUUGAAGAGAUCCCGGCGCAAACCUGAAAGAAGGCAUACGAUACACCCCUCUUCAAAGAACGAAGCCCACGUUUGCCCAAAAAUAACAGUGGAACCUCCAACGUUUUGCCAUCAGAUGGAAAAUAACGUUUCCUCAACCUGUGACGAGUAUUACAGUCCUAACGAGUCGACGACAAGUUCCCGCUUCGAUAUAAAUGAUGAUUUGGUCCAAGACAGCUCCACAUACUUCACAGCAUCAGACACAAAAGCUACCAUGGAUAAAAGUCCUUUGAGAAUUCAAAAUCACAAGGAUAUAUUAGAAACGAAUGACUCUUUGAUCCAUGACAGCUCUGCGUACCUAACAGCAUCAGACACAAAAGCCACCGCGGCUACAAGUCCUGCGAGUAUUCAAAAUCACAAUGAUACUCAUAUUGACUUUGUAAAAGCGGCAAUGAACAGAAACUCUUAUUUCGACAUUCAGAACUUCCAUCACACCCUGGUAGAACCCACGGUGCUUUGUUCCGAACAGAGUUUUAACAAUUCGUGUCCUAACAAUAGCAUAGAAUCUCAAGAAGGAGUUAUCGAAAUAUCCAGUGACGAAGGUGAAAGUUUUGAAGGGGACAGCAGGAAUGUUAAAGACGAAAAAUACAGUUGCGGAAAAAUCAGUAUCGGUAGUGAGGGUUUCCCUGAAAGGAAUCGUAGCCUUCAUGAAAUUGAGGAAAGCUCGAUAUAUAAGAGAGAGGUAUCCGAUGAAGACAUACAAGAAAUAAUGGUACAUAAUAUCACUCUGGAUACGAGUGAAGAAAAAGAAAACUCUUCGAGCGUUGGCACUAGCAGUGGAAACAUAAAUGAAGACAGUUUGAACUCCUCUGAUGAAGUCGAGCAAGAUGAGUCAGAUACUUCGGCUUUUGGGAAACGUCUUGGAAAAUCACGGGAUGAAAAUUUGUCGGCAAGAGAUUCAAAUUCUGAUGACGUUGUGUGUAUCGACGAAGCAAAUGAUUCGGAUAUUGAGAAGGAAUACUCUAUCCGCAACGCUAAAGAGUCCUUCAGUAAAUGUUUUGAAGAGUUUGAAGGAUCAAAUAAACUGAAUAGAAGGACAAGCGAGGAAAGUUCCGACUAUGAAAACAAUUAUGGUAGUUCUUCGGAUGAGUUUGUUGGCGGUGAUGAUAAAUUUGAGGUAUCUUUUGAUUCGUCUCAAGCGAGACGUGAAGGGAGGCGCCUUGAAUCUGUCGAGGAAGAAAAGUGCAGCAAUUAUAGUAAUGAUAGUCUGGAAAGUGCUAGAAAGUCAUCUAGUAAGCUCUUUGAAGAAGUUGAAGAAUCGAGUACACUGAAUAGAACGACAAACAAAGUGAGUUCUGAAUGUGACAAGGAGCAUGGUAGUUUUUCGGGUGAAAUGGGUAGCAUUGAAGAUAAAGUCGAGGCAUCUUUUGAUCGGUCUCAAACGAGACAUGGAGGGAGGCGCCUUGAAUCUGUAGAGGAAGAAAGGGGCAGCAAUGAUAGUAAUGAAAGUUUGGAAAAUGAAAAAGUGGAAAAUAUUCACCAAGGGAUAAUUGAAUCGCACAACGUAACAGACCUGUUCAAGAGCGAACAUCUUCCUAGAAACUGCAACAUUUCUCCCGUUGCGAUUCCUAAUAUUGACUUCGCUCAGUUCGACGACUCUUAUGACGCUCUUUCCCAACUCAACGACACCAUGGAGAUGAUGGAUAAGCUCCUAAAUCAAGCAAAUAACGCGUCUCUUGCAGACAGCGAAAGUUCCGAUAGGGACAUCCGCAGGGUGUCUGAGAAGAGUAACCAUGACGAUAUUAUAUCGGCAUCUUUUCUUCAAAAACCAAACCCAGAUCUGUUGUAUUCCGAAGAGAAAACUACUCCGCUCAACAGCAAGGUCACCAAAACUACUCCAAAUGGCAGAUCCGAACCGAACUCAGCACUGAAAGAAAAACAGCUGAACCGUGUAACCCCAGCGAUGAGUACCAAGAGCUUUAUACCAAAACUAAAAAAAUCACCAUCCGGCGACAACUUCAAAAUUCCCGUGACACCCGUCUGGCAAAAAUUACCGUCCAAAACUUCCCCCAGAACGUGCUCCAACUUCAGGAACAUCGUCAGCCCCGUUGGAAUGUACAUCCGCCAUAGUCCGCAGCCCGUACUGAAAAAGAAUGUAGACCCGACGAGGAUGGGCAGGGUUAAAGUCGAAACGUCUCCUUCGCAUAACCACAAGAACAAGGAGAACCUGGAUAACCUCCCCGCGGUUAUAUACAAACCAGGCAAGACGCAAAUCACCACAGCGGAAAGGAAGCAGGCUUUGCCGCCUUCCAUCGAGAAAAUGAUUUUGGAGCCGGGUCUUACUAGGCACGAUAGAAAGUUGGUACGGUACAAGAGCCCAGCGAAGAUCACGGCGGAACUAGCGACCGGGGUUGAGCUCACUAGGAGUUCCAUCAGCGACAGCUUGUUGGAGGAUCCCUGUACGGACGUGUCGAUAUUGCACAAGAGAGACCGACCGUUUUUGAAGUGAAACUGACCACCGUCCGAGUGAAACCAAAGCGGUCACACUGUACAUACAAUAGAAAUGAGAAUAAUCAUAGUUAGAUAUUAUUAUUUCAAUAUAUUUUAAGUAUUGUCAGUUAUCUGACUUUUAAUCAUUUUUUAUGUCAUCUGCUCAGAUUUUUUUAUGUGCUCAUCUAUUUUAUGCUUUAUACUUUUAUAUAUUUUCUGUAAAUAGUGUGCUAUCAUACUUUCAAAUAAACUAGUUUUAUUUUUUGUUUA